Molecule: messenger RNA, 2166 nt
Organism: Lobosporangium transversale
Lineage: Eukaryota; Fungi; Mortierellomycota; Mortierellomycetes; Mortierellales; Mortierellaceae
Exons: 2
Coding region: 1-2166 (721 amino acids)
Molecular function (GO): glycosyltransferase activity
Source: RefSeq, a predicted model, not a curated record
AUGGAUCAUUCACUCUCCCUUGGCAAUAACGCAUACUCAAAGCGAUCCAAGCUCAACAAUACCAUCUAUUCACUCUCAUCCUCAUCAUCGACCAAACGAUGGAAAUGGUGGAGCUACACAGCAGCAGUACUCUUGAUCUUUGCCCUUGUUGAAGGGUUGAUAGCAUUGAUCGGUUCCAGCGUCCUUUACUCCCUACCGGACCAGAUCCAAAUUGAUUCACGCGAUUUCAGAAAGGUUGAAUAUCAGGGGUUGGCUUUAGAUCCUACUGCAAGAUACAAGAAACAGAUCCAAGUCUAUCAUGUUACUAAAGAGUUUGGUCAAGCUACCAUGGGCGGGCUUGGUAUGGUAGUCACAGCAUUAGCCUCAGCACAACAGCGGGCACGCUCUCAAAAGGUCAACGUUGUUAUGCCACAUUACUCCAUGCUAGACUCCAUCCCCGGUCUCGACAUCAAACUUGCUGUCACCCUCCCUCUCGAUGUCAAGGAUAAACAUGGACGCAUUCAAAAUCUUGUUUUCAGUGUUCACAAAAUGAAGUUCCCAGUCCCCUUCAAGCCCAGCGACCUUGUUAACGACAAGAGACUCAUCACACCCGUCACCAUCUGGCUGAUUGGUCCCGGCAGUGUCUAUCCAUUUGACCGUGCCUUCCAAAGCAAAAACGUGCAAGAGAUUUAUUAUAGUCCCAAAGGUCUUCCUAGCGAAUGGAAGGAUCUAUAUUUUUCCAAGGCCGUUGCUACCUUUAUCCAGCACCAAAACAAGAACAACGAUAUCUCUCUUUUUGCAGCUGCCGCAACCCGUGUUAUUGAUGUUGUUCAUGUUCACGGUGCCACCAACGCACUGGCUUUACAUUAUCUGCAACAGCUCAUCGACAGAGGCGCUAUGGGAGAGGAGCCUCCAGCCUUAAUUUACACCUUGCAUGAUUAUCUGGAUGAGCUGCAAUAUUCGAAUGAGAUUGUUAAUGUACAGAAAUUCAUGUUUAAAGAAGUUCACUCUGACGAUGAAGAAGAAGACAUGUAUUUACAGAUGGAGGGCAUUUCACCUUACUGUCAUGGCCAUCGCAUGUUCACUUCUGCUUUGGGCAUUGAUCUCGCAGAUGCAGUCACAUUCGUGUCAAAGACAAUGGCCAAGGAUAUCGUUGAAGGAAGGCUGGAUUUCUAUCUGAAGGAACUUGUCCUCGGAAGUGUAUUGAACCAAGCAGAGAAGAACCUCUUUGUUGGCAUUACGAACGGCGUGGAUUUCAGCAGGCUCAACCCAUGGACCAUGCCUGUGUUGCAAGACAAGAAGCUGACGUUCCCUUCAAAUGAGGUGAUGGGUGCGGACGAGACCGCUAUUGGAGUCAAACCCGAAGAAGCAAACACCGUUAUCUCAACAUCACCAAAUCCAACAAUCCGUUCAGCCAAGGAGGCUGCUAAACAUUAUUUGUAUUCAAAAGGUCUUUUGACAGAGCAAGAUCUUAAAAAACCACUCGUGCUCUUCAUUGGCCGUUUCCAGUACAACAAGGGUCUCGAAUUCUUUACUACUGCUGCGCAGACGAUCAAAGAACAUGGAGGAAAGUUUGUGAUUAUGGGACAACCUAAUAAUUUCCCAGUCAAGCUUGUCAACAAUCUGGAGCGUCUCUUUAAAGGAACAGUUGUGGUGAUUUCAGAUGCCAAAACCCAAGAUGACUGGGGUAUCUUCUGGCGUGUUGCCGCAGAUUUCCUUUUGGUCCCUUCCUUGACUGAGAGCUUUGGCCUAGUCGCAGCAGAAGGUCUCUUAUUUGGAUCGACCGUCAUCUCGUCCGGUGUAGGUGGUCUCUCUGAGUUUUUGGUGGAUCGUCCCAACCCCAAUGAUAUUCGGCAACAGCAGGAACUUGAGGAAGCCAAGCGUGAGCAGCAAUACAUUCCACUUGAUCAGCAAGUUCAAGAGAUACCUAGGGAAGAGAGGUUCAACAGCUAUCUCUUUGAUGCCUUUGCGACGGAUGCACAUGCUCAGCUGACAGCAGCCAUUAGCGAUGCACUUAAAGAUUGGAGGCGGCUUCAGCAAUCGCCAGCAGAGCAUGAGAAAUUCUUGACAAGGCUGAUGAGGAGUGCACUAUCGAUGGGCUGGGAACGCGCAGGUGGCCCUGUGGAUCAGUACCGUGCUCUAUAUGAAAUUGCAUUGAAUAACAUCGGUCUAACCCAGAUAGCAUAA